This is a messenger RNA of Mercurialis annua (annual mercury), 1412 nucleotides long. Its product is annotated as AP2/ERF and B3 domain-containing transcription factor RAV1-like. Bases 90 to 1211 code for a protein of 373 amino acids. The record is from RefSeq and is a predicted model, not a curated record. The transcript has a single exon. NCBI's taxonomy places the organism in Eukaryota, Viridiplantae, Streptophyta, Magnoliopsida, Malpighiales, Euphorbiaceae. Gene Ontology annotation, molecular function: DNA-binding transcription factor activity; DNA binding. Gene Ontology annotation, biological process: regulation of DNA-templated transcription.
AAACACAACUCAAAUUAUACCUUACUAGUCAACAAAUAUAAACUCAAGAACCAAUCUCCCACUUCUCUAAAUUAACAUCAAAAAAAAAAAUGGACGGCAGCUGCACCGAUGAGAGCACAACCAGCGACACCAUUUCCAUAUCCCUUACACCAACUUCAAUCCUCUCCCCCUCUUCAUUUCCGCCGCCAUCAAAGUCACCUGAGUCACCGCUCUGCCGCGUCGGCAGCGGCGCAAGCGUUGUUCUCGACUCCGAAUCCGGCGUCGAAGCCGAGUCUCGUAAACUCCCUUCUUCUAAAUACAAAGGCGUUGUCCCGCAACCUAACGGUCGCUGGGGUGCGCAGAUUUACGAGAAGCACCAGCGAGUUUGGCUCGGUACGUUCAAUGAGGAAGAUGAAGCAGCCAGAGCUUACGAUAUCGCCGCUCAAAGAUUCCGCGGCCGUGAUGCUAUAACUAACUUUAAACCGCAAGGUAACGGUGCUGACUCGGAGCAAGACGAGAUCGAAUCGGUUUUCUUGAACUCACAUUCGAAGGCUGAAAUCGUUGAUAUGUUGAGGAAACAUACGUAUAAUGACGAGUUGGAACAAAGCAGACGUAACUACAGAGAUAAUAACGGUCAGGACAAGACUCAUUAUCGAACCGGGUUCGGUUUGAGUAAUGCUGGUUUUUCAGGUUCAGACCGGACCAUGAAAGCCCGGGAACAGCUCUUUGAAAAAGCGGUUACUCCAAGCGACGUCGGGAAAUUGAACCGGCUGGUUAUACCAAAACAACACGCGGAGAAGCAUUUUCCGUUACAAAGUGGGAGCAAUAGUACGAAAGGAGUGUUAUUAAAUUUUGAAGAUGUAACCGGAAAGGUUUGGAGAUUUCGAUAUUCGUAUUGGAAUAGUAGCCAGAGCUAUGUAUUAACCAAAGGGUGGAGCCGGUUCGUUAAGGAAAAGAACUUAAAAGCCGGUGACAUUGUUAGCUUCCAGAGGUCGACCGGACCGGAUAAACAGCUUUUUAUUGAUUGGAAAGUUAGGACAUUGACCGGGUCAAACCCAGUUAUUUGCUCGGUUCAACCGGUUCAGAUGGUUCGGUUAUUUGGGGUUAAUAUCUUUAAAGUGCCUGGAGAUAGUAGUAAUAAUGUUGGAGGGUGUAAUGGGAAAAGAAUGAGGGAAAUGGAACUUUUAUCCUUAGAUUGUAUUAAGAAACAAAGGGUAAUUGGGGCUUUGUAACAUUUUGUAAUUUUUGUUUUUGUAAUUUUGUUUUUUGUUAGGGGAAGGGGAAGACAAAAAAAAGGGUGGGGAAGGAGGUGGUGUUAGAUGCAAGUUGCAAAAGAUGAAAUUGUAAAUUACAAGACAAAAAAGCUGAAGAAAGCUGAAAUUAGGUGCAACAAAAAAAAAUAGUAAUAGAUAACUGUCGAUUUGUUCUGUUCA